Pelodiscus sinensis (Chinese soft-shelled turtle) is the source of this 2150-nucleotide messenger RNA. RefSeq names its product eukaryotic elongation factor, selenocysteine-tRNA specific (gene EEFSEC). Gene Ontology annotation, biological process: selenocysteine incorporation. Lineage: Eukaryota; Metazoa; Chordata; Testudines; Trionychidae. Gene Ontology annotation, molecular function: GTP binding; GTPase activity; translation elongation factor activity. The record is from RefSeq and is a predicted model, not a curated record.
CGUUCCUGUUGCCGCGGGGCGCUAUUGGGACGGACCGGCGGUGUGCGAGGGCAACUGAGUAGCCAUGGCCGGUUCCGCUGCUGCCCCUGCCUCGGGGCCCAGCACUCCCCGGAGGCUGAAUGUGAACGUGGGGGUGCUGGGGCACAUCGACAGCGGCAAGACAGCGUUGGCCCGGGCGCUCAGCACCACCAGUUCCACCGCCGCCUUCGACCGGGCCCCGCAGAGCCGCGCUCGCGGCAUCACCCUGGACCUGGGCUUCUCCUGCCUCCGCACCUCGCUGCCGCCGCACCUGGGCCCCGGCCCCGGCGAGCUCCAGCUCACUCUUGUGGAUUGUCCGGGACACGCUUCCCUCAUCCGCACCAUCAUUGGAGGUGCCCAGAUUAUUGAUUUGAUGAUGCUUGUAAUAGAUGUGACAAAAGGGAUGCAGACUCAGUCAGCAGAGUGCUUGGUGAUUGGGCAAAUUGCCUGCCAGAAGAUGGUAGUAGUUUUGAACAAAAUAGACCUUCUUCCAGAGGGGAAGAGACAAGCUGCCAUUGAGAAGAUGACCAAGAAAAUGCAGAAGACUCUGGAAAAUACAAAGUUCCAAGGGUGUCCUAUUAUUGCUGUUGCAGCUAAGCCUGGUGGACCAGAAGCCCCAGAGACUGUGAAUCCAAUAGGUGUUUCUGAACUAAUUGAGGUCCUGAAGUCUCAAGCUUACCUGCCAACAAGAGACCCCACGGGAUCCUUCCUUAUGGCCAUCGACCACUGUUUCUCCAUCAAGGGUCAAGGCACAGUGAUGACGGGGACUGUUCUUUCUGGCUCUGUUAGCCUCGGUGAUAAUGUGGAGAUUCCUGCCUUGAAGGUGACAAAGAAAGUCAAAUCUAUGCAGAUGUUCCAUACUCCUGUAACAUACGCUAUGCAGGGUGACAGAGUAGGUGUCUGUGUGACCCAAUUUGAUCCCAAGCUGUUAGAACGAGGUCUCAUCUGUACUCCAGAAUCUCUCCAAACCAUACAUGCUGCUGUCAUCUCCUUGAAGAAAAUUCAGUAUUUCCGUGGUGCUCUUCAGACCAAGGCCAAGUUUCACAUCACAGUUGGUCAUGAAACAGUCAUGGGAAGAGUGAUGUUCUUCAGCCCAGCCCCUGCUGACUUCAGCAAAGAACCUUGGGAGACUGCUUUUGAUUUUGAAAAGGAGUAUCUUUAUCAAGAGGAAUACUUAUCCAAGGGCUCAAACUCUUCAGAGGAGAACAAGGAAAAUGACCAAUCAGGAGAAGGACAGCUUCCGAGGCAACAAUGGGCUUUGCUGGAGUUUGAAAAACCUGUCACUUGUCCUAAAUUGUGCCUUGUGAUUGGCUCUAAGCUGGAUACUGAUAUUCAUGCAAACACUUGCAGGCUGGCAUUUCAUGGAGUACUGCUUCAAGGGAUGGAAGACAAGAACUACAUUGAGACUUUUCUUCCAAAGCUGAAAGUGUAUAAAUUAAAGCAUAAACAAGGACAAGUGGAGAGGGUGCUGGAUGAUUACAAUGUGAUUGGUCGUUCAUUGUUUAAGAAGGAGACCAACAUCCAGAUUUUUGUAGGGCUAAAAGUCAAACUAUCUACAGGAGAGGAUGGAAUAAUAGAGGGUGGCUUUGGGCAGAGUGGCAAAUUUAAAAUCCGAAUUCCAGGGAUCACCAGAACGUAAACAUCCUUCCAGACAAAUCAUAUUUUGGUGCUGGAUCCUGGCAGUUAUAUCCUGGACUUUUUGAGUUCGAGUUGCACACUUCAAUUAUUCUGCAGAUUCAGCUCGCUGCCUAGAGGUGGACCAACAAACCUAUGGAUGAGUGGCAUACUGAAUGCACACUUGAUAAAAUGUGCUUGAUCUAAGUGGUAAAUUAAGUCUGGAGCUCCAGAAAUCAUGGAAGUUUUAGUAAAUAUGGUAAAAGUUUCUGGCCAUGGGACUUGCAGUAUUAAAACCUGAGCUCCAUUUAGUAGAAUGAAUGCUGACUCUGCAGAGAGGAUGCCGGGCUAUGUACAAUUAAGUCCAUAAAACUCUUGCUGACCUUGAAAAGACCCCCAGCAAACUGUGGGAACUUUCAGAUUGUCUUCUCUGAUUUUUUUUGUGAUGUCAUGUAAAUAUGAUAACUGCUUUUUAAUUAAAAAAGAAAAAUUAGAUGGCAUUUCAAAUUGUGUCCAUG